This is a messenger RNA of Musa acuminata AAA Group (dessert banana), 1454 nucleotides long. RefSeq names its product plasmodesmata-located protein 2-like. Bases 139 to 1074 code for a protein of 311 amino acids. Gene Ontology annotation, biological process: plasmodesmata-mediated intercellular transport; transport of virus in multicellular host. Gene Ontology annotation, cellular component: plasmodesma. The record is from RefSeq and is a predicted model, not a curated record. NCBI's taxonomy places the organism in Eukaryota, Viridiplantae, Streptophyta, Magnoliopsida, Zingiberales, Musaceae. The transcript is spliced from 3 exons.
AAUGGGAUCCCACUGUGUCUUUCCCCGCUCCCACCGCAGGGUGACCCAGAAGAGCUAGAAGGGGAUUAGAAUAAGAACCCGCAAAAGAAGAAAAGUAGGGGAUAGAGAGAGAGAGAGAGAGAGAGUAAACCCUAGUCGAUGGGCAUCUCUAGAGCCCAACACCACCACCGCCACCGCCACUCUUCCUCUCCUCCCCGAAUCUCCAGAACCCCAUUCCUACUCGUUACCAUAACCUUAACGAUUCUCCUCCCCGCCGUGGCGGGUGACCUCUGCACCCUGGUCUAUAAGGGCUGCGCCAACCAGACCCUCUCCGGCAGCGGGGCAGCCUACAUGCAACCCCUCGCCGCCCUUUCCUCCGCACUCACCGCGCGAGCUGCCGCUGCCAAGUUCUACAAAACCACCACCUCCUCGGCCGUCGGCGGCCAGCCCCUCUUCGGUCUCUUUCAAUGCCGCGGAGACCUCUCCCCCUCCGACUGCUCCGCCUGCGUCGGCUGCGUGCUCCCCAUGUGGACGUCCCUCUGUGGCCCCGCUGCCGCUGCCCGUGUCCAGCUUAACGGGUGCUACGCCCUGUACCAGGUUUCCGGCUUCCCGCAGGUCUCCGGCACCCAGAUGCUCUACAAGGCAUGCGGCUCCGGCGGCGGCGGUGGCGGCUUCGAGGUGAAGCGCGACACGGCCUUCGCCCAGCUCCAGAGCGGCGUCGCCGGCGGCCAGGGGUUCUACGCCACCAGCUACGCCUCCGUCUACGCCAUGGCGCAGUGCGAGGGCGACCUUUCCGCCGGCGACUGCAGCGAGUGCAUCGCCCAGGCGGUCCAAAAGUCUGAAGUGGAAUGCGGCGGCGCCGCCUCCGGCCAAGUCUACCUCGACAAAUGCUACAUCAGCUACAGCUAUUACGCCAAUGGCGUUCCCCACGGAGGCGGCGGAGGAGGCGGAGUCGGCGGCGGCGGCGGCGGUGGCGGAGAGGGGCAAACAGAGAAAACAGUGGCCAUAGUGGUGGGAGGGGCAGCAGGGGUUGGAUUCUUGGUGAUCUGCUUGCUGUUUGCCAGGAGUGUAAUGAAGAAGAAGGAUGAUUUUUGAGGACUGGUGGUGGCAGGAAAGCAACAGAGGAGUAAUUGUUGGGAAUUUGGCUAUGGAGAGGGAAAGAUGUCCUUGUGAAACAUUGGACUUCAGGGACAGGAGGGAUGGAGUGGAUGUUUGUCCCUUUGGUAAGAGUUGAUGGAAUGCUGAAGAGGCCCGCCCUCCCUUUGGCUGUUUCCUUUCUUCGCAUGGGUGUCAUCCACCAUGUGAGUGAGAGAAUAAUGUGUCGGAUCCGAUCUGCGCUGACUCCCUGUAAGGAGAUGCUCUUUGUUUCAUCAUCAUCAUUAUGUACAUCUGCCUCUGGGCUGGGAGGGAUGUAACCCUAUACAGAUUCAAGGGAAUAUUCUCGACAGAAAACAUAGGCUGGAUAACCUUCAGUU